Molecule: messenger RNA, 4384 nt
Organism: Poecilia reticulata (guppy)
Lineage: Eukaryota; Metazoa; Chordata; Actinopteri; Cyprinodontiformes; Poeciliidae
Source: RefSeq, a predicted model, not a curated record
UCCGCUCGCUGGUUCCCGGAUGUCCGCUUGUUGCCCUGCGGCUGUCUGAACCUCUGUCUCCCCCUCCAAAGCCUCCGGAGCUCCAGGCCAGCAUGGCUGCGGGAGUCGCAGCCUGGAUGCCGUUCGCCCGCGCCGCGGCCGUCGGCUGGAUGCCGGUGGCCAGCGCGCCCAUGCCGGCGCCUCCGCAGGAGAAGCAGCGCGGCCGGGACGGGCUGAUCGUGCUGAACGUCAGUGGCACAAAGUUCCAGACGUGGCGGGACACGCUGGAGCGCUAUCCGGACACCCUGCUGGGCAGCUCGGAGAGGGACUUCUUCUUCCACGAGGAGCGCAACGAGUUCUUCUUCGACCGCGACCCGGACAUCUUCCGCCAUGUCCUGAACUUCUACCGCACCGGAAAGCUGCACUACCCGCGCCAGGAGUGCAUCUCCGCCUAUGACGAGGAGCUGGCCUUCUUCGGCAUCGUCCCGGAGAUAAUCGGAGACUGCUGCUACGAGGACUACAAGGACCGGCGGCGGGAGAACCAGGAGCGCAUCCAGGACGACGAGGAGAGCGAGCAGAGCAGCGACCUGAUGCCCGCGGAUGCCAACUUCCGGGAGACCAUGUGGCGCGCCUUCGAGAACCCGCACACCUCCACCAUGGCGCUGGUCUUCUACUACGUCACCGGCUUCUUCAUCGCCGUGUCUGUCAUGGCCAACGUGGUGGAGACGGUGCCGUGCGGCGCCGCACCGAACCGCGUCAAGGUGCUGUCCUGCGGGGAGCGCUACGCGCUGGCCUUCUUCUGCCUGGACACAGCGUGCGUCAUGAUCUUCACGGUGGAGUACCUGCUGCGCCUCCUGGCGGCGCCCAGCCGCUACAGGUUCGCAAAGAGCGUGAUGAGCGUCAUCGACGUGGUGGCCAUCAUGCCCUACUACAUCGGCCUGGUCAUGACGGACAACGAGGACGUGAGCGGCGCCUUCGUCACCCUGCGGGUCUUCCGCGUUUUUCGGAUCUUCAAGUUCUCGCGGCACUCUGCGGGACUUCGCAUCCUGGGCUACACGCUGAAGAGCUGCGCGUCGGAGCUGGGCUUCCUGCUCUUCUCCCUCACCAUGGCCAUCAUCAUCUUCGCCACCGUCAUGUUCUACGCUGAGAAGGGCUCCGGCAGCAAGUUCACCAGCAUCCCGGCAGCCUUCUGGUACACCAUCGUUACCAUGACAACGCUGGGAUACGGCGACAUGGUCCCAAAGACCAUCAUGGGGAAGAUCUUCGGCUCCAUCUGCUCCCUGAGCGGCGUGCUGGUCAUCGCCCUGCCCGUCCCCGUCAUCGUGUCCAACUUCAGCCGCAUCUACCACCAGAGCCAGAGAGCCGAGAAGAGGCGAGCGCAAAAGGCAUCCAAAGAAGCAGGCCAGGCGCUGGUGUGUAAGAUCAACCCCAACUUUGAGCUGCAGCAUCACCACCUGCUCAACUGCCUGGAGAAAACCACGAACCACCAGUUUGUGGACGAAAAGUUGUUUGAGUGGAGCUGCAGGGACCUCAGUCCGGUAAAGCAGCUGUCUUCAUCUUCCUCCAUCUCCUCAUCCUCACCUCAUGGUUUCUCCUGCUGUGGCCGCAAGAUAAGGAAGACCUUCAACAUCCCCAACUCCACCAUGUCUCUGGGUCUGCGGGGCAGCGUCCAGGAGCUGAGCACCAUCCAGAUCAGGGAGCGGCCGAUCACCAAGAGUCGAUCCAGUCUGAACGCCACGUUUGAAGAGACGCUCCCUCUGAACUGUGAGCCGCCGUACCUUUCCCCGGCUGUCGUCAGCAUUUCCACACCUAACACCAGUCCAGACGGAGACCGGUCCUCCGGUUCUCCCGACCACUGCCAGGCCAACAUCGUUGGGGUUUCUGCUCUGUAGAGUUCAGCCGGCCGAGGGGCUGACAGCAGGAGGACCGUCUUCAACUGAAACACUAACUACGCUGCGUUCCAGGUCUGGCCACAUCUGCAGGAGUCUGGGGAAUCUUCAGCACAAACACUGGAAUCCAGUUAGGAACAAACCAAGCAGAGGCUGCAGACAUGCUGGUUCCUCUGGUUCUACUAGGUUGGAGGCCAUAUUACUGAGCCACUCAGGGUUUCCAGUGAUUUUACUGGACCACUUAGGGUCAUGACCCAACGUUAACCUAAGGAACCCCAAAAUAACCAAACAUCUUCUUGUUCACCACUGAAAACAUCUCCAGCCCUCUGCUACGACUUCUUCCACUAGCUUUUGUUCUUAACAGUGUUUCUCAUUUCCGGUCCUCAGGCCCCCUGCCCUGCAUGUUUGAGGUGUUUCCCUUCUGCCACACACCUGGAUUACAUUUUUUGUGAUUAACAAGCUUCUGCAGUUCUUGAUGGUCAUGCAGUCAUUUGAAUCAGCUGUUCUGGAGUAGAGGCUCAUCUAAAACAUGCAGAGCUGGAGGCUGAGGACUGGAUUUGAGAAGCUCUGUCUUAACCAAAGAACAGAGCGAGCAGUGAGCCGCUUUUAAAGACUGGAAACUUCAGCCAGCUCACCACCAGGGGGCAGCAUAACAGAGGAAAACUACAGCCGAGUUUCCGUCAGUGAAUGAGCUGACCGAGCAGCCGUCUGCUGCAACCCAGGUUUUAAAUGUGGUUGCUAUGUGAGACGACAUGAUGGGCAGUUUGUGGUGCUUAGCAGAGAAAUUGAUUUGCUGUGAUGUCUUUAUUUGGAGACUAUUAUUAUGUAAUCUUUCUGCCUAUGCAUGCUAAUGUUGAGUCUCCUGAACUAGCGCUGGGAUUUACAGCAUGCUCCUGAACGGCACAUCUGGGAGGAAAAGGGCCGAGAGGAUUAUUGUCCUUUGUUGUUUAUUAGAAUAAAACUGAAGAGAAAUGUAAAAAAUUUUGUGGAAACGGCCUGUUAGCCGCUAGUUUAGCGCACAGCUAGCUUCUAGCUUAGAGGACGGCGGCUGUUAGCAGCUAUCAGUUAGCUCAGAGUCUCUAGUUCAAGGUUAUUUAAUUCAUUCUUUUCUGAUUUUAUUUUCUAAGUUACCUUCUUGCUGCCUGUUGCUGUCCAGGUUCAGUCUGGUUCUGCAGAACGGACCUGCAGUGUGACCGGCUUGACCCCUGACCCAAAGAGCAUGCUCUGUUACUUUUCCUGGAUGGGUGGGAUCCCUCUGCAUGGAUGUGGUGAAGGCCGGUCCAAACGGGCCUGGCUCCUGUCAGAACCGACCUUUUCUCUCUGCUGUACAGAAACUGUUUGUACAAACGGUGAUGUGUAAAGGUUCUGGUCCAUUCUUGGUUCUAAUGGUCUGAUCCAGUGACCAGAACAAGAGGCUUCCAGAACCGAACCGAAAUGAUUCAGAUGUCAUUGGAACAUCAGUUCAAUCUGAACAUUCUGGGACCAUUUUCUCAUUUUACUCAUUUAGAAACAAUGAAUUAUUAACAGCUUUUCCAAAAAACACUUUUCAAAGCACAGAAAGAUUAUUUAUCUGAUGUUCCAGACCAAACUCAGCAGAACGGUUUCUAAACGCGGUUCUGGUCACGGGUCCAGUCUGAUGCCAACAUCAACCUGUGGUCUGCUCAACUUUCUGGAUUCACCAGGACUUGUGGAUAAAUCACUGAUCAUCAUCUCCAUAAACAUGGACGUUUAUACUGAAAUGAUUAUUUAUGAAUGAAAUACUAAUUAAAAAGUGGAAGCAUUUAAAUGUAGAAAAGAAAAUGCAGCCAAACAUUGAGCCCUGUGAUGCUCCGUGUCAGAAACAUGAGGUGCCGUUUGUAAAGUUGGCCUCUUAUCAGACAAAAACGGAGUUUGACUUUUUAUAGUCAUAUUUCCACCAUUAUUUAUUUAUAUGCUACAGUUUGAAACUAAUGUUUAAUUAGCAAGUUUUACUUUUCUAAUGUCAUUAACUGUAACUUUACAGAUGUUUCCUCAGAAACAUUCUGAUCUUCCACAUCUGUCGCUUCUUCCAGUUUUAUUGAGAACGAUGCUGAGCUGUUCCACAGGUUUCAUUACAAAAACUACACAGCCCAUGAUGCAGCGGGGCUAACUGUCCUCCUCACUUCCUGCCUGGAUGCUGCGUCCCACUGAGGAAACAGGCUGGAAUAUUUCCGUCCAUAUGAGUCAUUCUGUCGUUACUAAUGUUUUUAGUAACUCCUGAUGAUGAUGAUGAUGAUGAUGAUGAUGAUGAUGAUGAUGAUGAUGACCAGGCUGAGGAUGGAACCUCUUUGCAUCACUUCCUGGUUUCGGAGCAUGAAGUGAUGAUGAUGAUCCAGCCUUCAUCCUGUGGUUCUGGUUGGCCGGAUAGAUUCAGUGAAACAUCAAACAUCUCGUCGUUUCUGGUUCUUCCAGCCUGUGAUGAUAUGAAGCUUUCCGUUCCACAGGAUAUUGUCAUGCAUGUGAUUAUUAUCUAUUCAAUAAAGACCAUUAUGAUCACC